Molecule: messenger RNA, 1274 nt
Organism: Ectocarpus siliculosus
Lineage: Eukaryota; Phaeophyceae; Ectocarpales; Ectocarpaceae
Source: the annotation of a GenBank genome assembly
UGCUACAGUAGUGAAGCAGUCAUCAUAACUGCGGGAGAGCGAAGGCGCCCACGCAAGGGAUAUAUUCGUUUACGUGUUCACCCACCGUGCGUUUCAUUUUGUGUGAAGCACACAUGGCGGUGGAUGCUUCGACAGCGAACGUACGUGGCAACUACGUUGCCUCGAGCCAGCCAGGAUGUCACAUCGCGCAUCACGACGCGGAGUGGAUAAUCGAAGCCACAGAUUUCGACCUUGAAGACUACGGGCUGGAGCCUGGAGACGAGGAGGGGGUGCCAGACAUGAUCGUUGACCCAGACACCCGUUCCCUGAGCGUUAUCAACACCGGAUACGACACGGACAAAUCGUUUUUCAUCACCACUAAACACGCAGCCUUCGACGGUCAGCGCCGGCCGAUGGCGGCGGGGCCAACCCGCAACAGCGAGGGCCAAGAGGACCUUGUAACGACGCUUGUUCUGAUAGUGAAGCCCCGUGGGGUAAUCGAGGCCUGCUACUUGGACGUCACCGAAGGGCAGGGGUGUGGAGAGGAAGCGAUCGAUUUGUUCUCGGACAUCAAGAACGUCAAGCAACACCCUAACCCGGCCGCGUGGGAAUCCUCACGCACGUACCCGUUUCCUCUUGGGGGAAACGCCCCCUUCCUCUGUUCUCAGGGAGUGGGCGGUAGCUUCACCCAUUUCUUUCCCGGCACACACCACGCGCUGGAUUUCGAAUGCCCCGAGGGAACGCCAAUUCUAUCGCUUGCGAGUGGGACAGUCAAGGAAGUACGGCAGUCCGAAACUGCCGGCGGAGUACACGCAAGAGGGCUGUUUCACUGGAAUUCGGUUACCGUCUUGCAAGAGGAUGGUCUUCUAGCGGAGUACGUCCACAUUCUGGCGGGGUCCGCGCUUGUCAAUCCGGGCGAUCGAGUUGAAGCGGGGCAACCACUUUGCUUAUCAGGCGGGGCGGGGUUUUGCCCGACACCUCACCUGCAUCUCCAGUUGCAGGAAGGCGAGGGUGACACUGCUCCUACGGUGCAGUUCGCUAUGCUCGACUGCGAAGGCAACUCAUAUUUUCCAGUUGCCGGAAAGUGGUACGGCCCCCAGGGUGAGGUUACACCCCCGCCCUCGAUUGUCCAACCACAAGGGGCGCUUGGAAGGGUGGGUGCCGUACAGGGAGAGCACAGCGAGCACCAUGACGUUGGCGAUGGAAAAGGGUCGGGCUUUGUCGAGGAGUGCGCUGAAGGUUGUGCGCAACGUCCUCAAAGAGAGACUUGUCCAUUACCACGAGCUUCCCGAUAG